Messenger RNA from Dicrocoelium dendriticum, 1252 nucleotides. The record is from the annotation of a GenBank genome assembly. Lineage: Eukaryota; Metazoa; Platyhelminthes; Trematoda; Plagiorchiida; Dicrocoeliidae.
GUCAAGAUGGUUCUCUGUUCGACAUGCGACAUUUCGCUCACUCCCGAGGAUCGCGUUGCACACAUUAAAAGCGAUUGGCAUAUCUAUAACCUGAAGCGCAUCGUCGCCGGUCUCCCUGCCAUACCGGAAACCAUGUUUACAGAAAAGAAACAAUUUUUUACUGGACCAUUGAUUCAACCGGAAAAAAAAACAUACUGCGAUGUCUGCAAGACUCCCUUUGUCAACAGUCGAUCAUACGUUGCUCAUUUAGCUUCAAGGAAGCAUUCACGCAACGCGGAGUUAAAGCCCCGCACUCAUAACGAUUCUGCUUCAAAUGGCCCGGUAAAAUCAUCCGCUUUAGAGCCAACAGAGACUGAUGAACCUCCACAAGCACUGCGUUUGGGUUCCUGUCUAUUUUGUGACCGCGUUUUACCACCAGACAUGACGUUGUGUGAAUCAGAAAGAGACGAGUCGCUGGCCCAAAGAAUCCUGAUGCACAUGUUCGACUCGCACAGUUUCCAACUUCCAUACCCCGAUAAUAUCGUUAAUGCUCCUGGUUUGCUCCGGGAACUUGGUCGAAUUGUCGGUAAGGAGAGAGCGUGCCUAGCCUGUGGUCGUCAAUUCUAUGGUCGUCGAUUCGACAAAGCCGACGACAUGCAGUCCAACAGCGUUGUCGCCCUAAAAGCCGUUCGCAACCACAUGCUGGACAAGGCUGGUCACAUGCGUGUUUGGUGUGGUACAGACGAUCCUGUCGAGGUGGCGUUGCUGGUUGCAGAAAAUGAGGAGCAAAAUCCCGGCUGUUCGGAACCUCAUCCAGCCGCUUUAGCCGGUGGUGAACUUUUCAGUCAAUUCUAUGACAAGUCUGUAGUCGUACCUCCCUUACUACUGCCUUCAUCAGAAGAAGCAUAUGAGGUUCAGUUGCCUUCUGGAACAACUGUUGGCCAUAGAAGCCUGAAGACAAUCUACCAACAAAGACUACCUGCACUCCCGAUCAGCCAAGAGCCAAGAAGAUCACACAUGCUUGCUGCCAUCGGGACUGGACAGACGGACAUGCCAGUCGGAUUACACACUGGCCUCAUGACAGGUCGCACGUUCGAUCCGCUCAAACGAAUAGCCGAUCGCCAUUCAGAAGAAUCCAGGAAAAAGUGGGAACUUGUGGUCGGACUGCGAGGGAACGAUGUAUAUAGAUCACGCCUGCGAAGGCAGUAUUGAUACAAUUUAUUUUCCUCAGAGAAUCCCCAUAUUGUCUUUGAUAUAUUUGAUUUCAUUUCAA